Closterium sp. NIES-67 is the source of this 2574-nucleotide messenger RNA. The record is from the annotation of a GenBank genome assembly. NCBI's taxonomy places the organism in Eukaryota, Viridiplantae, Streptophyta, Zygnematophyceae, Desmidiales, Closteriaceae.
CCCACUUUACCCUCCCGUGGGGUUCUGUCAGCGUGCCUCCCGAUCAGGGACCUGUGGUAUUACUGUAGUCAAGUCACAAGCAGUCGACCUUUCAUGGUGGUCCUACAAUGCCACCAUUUCCAGCCUGGCGAUUGGUGGAGGUGCGUGGCACUACUGUUCGGGCCAGGCUCGCAUUGCGACGUCCAGGCUUUCAUGCCGCCUGCGGUGCCUUGCCUGGCGUAUUCGAUUCCGCACGAGGUCUGCUAGGAAGUCAGUGAGCGUGCUUAAUACUACAGUCCCUACUAGGAAUUCAGAGCGAAGUAGGGACCUGAAUAACCCGGAGCGCCACGGCAGUGAUGCUUCUAGGGAUCCAGGCCUCUUCAGUGAGCGUUCCUUCGUGCGAUCAGCAACACCGCCCUUCGCAACACGCAGUAGACCGGUCAGCCCAUCCGAAAGUCCCGGCGGGUGAAUCACGCGACGAUUAUUUCCGAGUUGUCGCUCGUACAUUGCUACUGUCGGUCCGAGUCGCAUUCAUGGAACAUUUGAUUUCCCUCAGUCUCAGUCGGGCCGCGCGCGAUUCGGAGUCAAUCAAGACAUUUGAAGUCCCAUAAAAGGCCACCAUCGCUCGUUUCAACUCGUCAGUCCAGCUCAACGGCACAACCCCGCGCUGCUAUACUAGAGUGUAUCCGCUCUGAAUUCAGCACCAUCCAAGCAGCACCGGCUGUAUAGCGUGUUUCAGCAGGAGUUAUGAGUCCAAGCAACGUUGCUAUGAGAAGGUUCGAGAAAUCCCCGCUGCCGUUUCUGCUGGUGCUCUUGGCGGUCGGCCUGAUGGCGUGUGCGCCAGCAGAUGCAGCACGCGCGUUGAAGGAGAAUCUGGUCAACCCCAACGGCCCAGCCCUCGCCGUCCACGCGUUUCGUAACGCAGCAGCCGACCAUUCUUCUCCUGUCCCAGCAGAUCUUGGAUCUGAGCCGUUGGUCGAUUCGGAGCCUGCUGUAAAAUCCAAGCCCUUCGUAGAUCCGGAGCCUGCCAUGGGAUCUGAGCCGUCGGUAGGUCCCGGCGGGGAGGCUGCUGUGGCAUCUGAGCCGUCCAUUGACCCGGUCUUCGAGCCUGCUAUGGGAUGCGAGGACAUUUCACCCGAUAAUGGCGGUGAUGAUGCGGAGAGAGGUGACGACACUCCUGAUUCCACUGCUCCUGCCCCGGCUGCUAAUGGUGGUGGCGAGCAGACAGACAACGAGCCAGCUGGUGCUGAUUCCAGUGCUCCUUCUCCGGCUGCUAAUGGUGGUGAGCAGACAGGUGACGAGCCGGCUGGUGCUGCCUCCAGUGCUCCUGUUCCGAAUGACCAUGGCCCCUACCUUCUGGGGACUGAUCCAGCAGGCGAAGAGCAAGGGCCCUUGCCAGUAGUCUAUGUUCCCCAACCAGGGGAAGAAGCACCAGGGGAGGAGGCUGCAGCAGGUUCCCAGGGUGCUCCCCCCAUGCCUGAUGGCGCCGAUUUCAGUGCCCCGCCUGUUCCAAGUGCCCGGUUGAGGUCGAAUGACCAAGUGCCACAGAUGGCAAAGGACCAUGGCCCGAACCUUAUGCCAACCGAUCCUGUCGCAGCAGCUGGGAUUUCUUCUCUUUACCCAGCAGCUGAUAUCCCUUCUCUCUUCUCAGCAGGAGCACCAGCAGCAACAGCCGCAGCAGCAGCAGCGGCAGCCGGAGGUGAUCACAGCGAUGGCUACGAUGUGGAGGGUGGUGUGGAAUCUGUGGGAUGCGAGGAGAUGCCAGCUGAUAAUGGUGGUGAUGGGGCGGUAGGUGACGAGCCCAAGGGUGCUGAUUCCAGUGCUGCGCCUGUUCCAAGUGCCUGGUUGAAGCCAGCACAGAUCCCGGUGGAGAAUGGGGAGGAUAGUGACGAGCAGACAGGUCACGAGCAGACAGGUGACGAGCAGUCUGCUGACGAGUCCGUUGGUACUGAGUUCAGUGCUGCGCCUGUUCCAAGUGCCUGGUUGAAGCCAGCACAGAUCCCGGUGGAGAAUGGGGAGGAUAGUGACGAGCAGACAGGUCACGAGCAGACAGGUGACGAGCAGUCUGCUGACGAGUCUGUUGGUACUGAGUUCAGUGCUGCGCCUGUUCCAAGUGCCUGGUUGAAGCCACCACAGAUCCCGGUGGAGAAUGGGGAGACUGUUGACGAGCAGACAGGUGAGGAGCAGUCUGCUGACGAGCCUGUUGGUGCUGGGUUCAGUGCUCCGCCUGUUCCCAGUGCCUGGUUGAGGUCGAAUGACCAAGGGCCACAGAUGCCAAAUGGCCACGGUCCCUACCUUCUGGGGUCUGAUGCCAUGCCAGCCGAUGGAUCAGAGGAGGAGGCUCUAGCACACGAUGAGCAUGGGCCCGCACCCUAGGCUGUCUCGACGGUGAUGGUUUCGGAAAUGUUUCUUGCUUCGUCAUCCUCCCUUGCUAGCGUCCCAUGUCAGGUGUGUGGGAAAGCUGCAUGAGUAUUUAUGAAUGAAGAGUUUGUUACGGGUAUACAUACCAUAUAAAUGUUAGUGCUCUCAGAAUAGAGUUGUUUACUAGAAAGAGGGAUACAAGGUGGUUUUGUCUAACAAAUUGUACUCUCUAUA